Molecule: messenger RNA, 1544 nt
Organism: Ananas comosus (pineapple)
Lineage: Eukaryota; Viridiplantae; Streptophyta; Magnoliopsida; Poales; Bromeliaceae
Product: probable aquaporin NIP-type
Exons: 10
Coding region: 9-1544 (511 amino acids)
Biological process (GO): transmembrane transport
Cellular component (GO): membrane
Molecular function (GO): channel activity
Source: RefSeq, a predicted model, not a curated record
UCAGCAAGAUGGAGGAUAGAAAUGAUUCAAUCAGCACGAAAAACUCAAGUUUUUGCUCAGUCACAAUUGUUAACAUCGCGCAGAAGUUGAUCGCGGAGAUCUUCGGAAUGUUCGUCAUCAUCGUUAUCGGGUGCGGGUCGGUCGUGGUGAACAAGAUGUAUGGCGCGGUGACGUUUCUCGGGAUAUGCAUUACAUGGGGUCUGGUUGUGAUGGUCAUGGUCUAUUCGCUUGGUCAUAUUUCUGGAGCUCAUUUCAACCCUGCAGUCACCUUGACCUUUGCUGCCCUGGGGAGGUUUCCUCUAAAGCAGGUACCUCUUUACAUAUUGUCGCAACUCGUAGGAGCAACUCUGGGAAGCUGGGUAUUGUUCUUGUUACUGAGCCCAGGACCUGAGCACUUCUACGGAACGACUCCGAUCGCGUCGGAUAGACAAUCCUUAUUUUUGGAGAUUAUAAUUUCUUUUCUUUUAAUGUUCGUCAUCUCCGCCGUGUCCACUGAUGCUAGGGCAAUAAGGGAAUUAGCAGGAAUUGUUGUUGGAUCUGCAGUAGUAAUGCUCUCUGUUCUAGCUGGAUUGAUUUCAGGGGCGUCGAUGAACCCUGCAAGAAGUAUAGGUCCAGCCAUCGUAAUGCACAAUUAUAAGUCUCUCUGGAUAUAUAUUUUUGCUCCAGUAAUCGGCAUGCUCGCUGGAGGUUUUACUUAUAACUUCUUUGGCACUAUGAUGGCUUCGCGGUCCGAUCGCAUCGAAGAAGAUACUAUAAGCAAGAUGGAGGAAGGGGGUGGUUCCUCCGUCGGCAUCGAGGGCUCGAGGGUUUGCUCUCCGACAGUCGUCGCCUGCAUACAAAGGUUGAUUGCCGAGGCCGUGGGGACUUUCUUCAUCAUUUUUAUCGGGUGCGGAUCGAUUGUGGGGAAUAAGAUAUACACCACGGUGACAUUUCCGGGAAUAUGCAUUGCUUGGGGCCUCGUCGUGAUGGCCAUGAUUUAUACAGUCGGUCACAUUUCCGGAGCUCACUUCAAUCCAGCCGUCACCAUCACUUUCACAGCCCUCAGAACAUUUCCCGUGAAGGAGGCACCGCUUUAUAUAGUAGCGCAGUUGGUAGGAGCAACUUUUGGAAGUGGGGUUUUGUAUUUAUUACUAAAACCUAAGCCCGAGCAAUUUUACGGAACGACCCCUGUAGGAUCAGAUAUUCAGUCUUUCGUGUUAGAGAUUAUUAUUUCAUUUUUAUUAAUGUUCGUUAUCUCCGGCGCAUCUGCAGAUACAAGGGCAAUUGGAGAAUUGGGAGGACUUGCUGUUGGCGCUACAAUACUAAUUGCCUGCCUUGCAGCUGGGCCUAUUUCGGGUGCAUCGAUGAACCCUGCAAGAAGCAUAGGUCCAGCUAUUGUCAUGCACAAUUACAAGGCUCUUUGGGCGUAUAUUUUUGGUCCGGUGAUCGGCAUGCUCGCAGGCGGCUUUACGUAUAAACUCAUCAAGUUUACAGAUAAGCCGUCUCAGAAUGUUACGAAAAAUAGUCCCUUCCUUAAAAACAUUAAUUCGAGUAACGAUGAUUAG